AUGGCUUGUGAUGAGUGCUACUGGGCUGGGAGGGAUCCCAAGGCGUUUCUUGAAAUGAGAGCAGAAUGUCUCCGGAUCGAUUCAGCCUUCGACGCCGAGGCAGAAAAGAAGAAAGAGGUAGAGGUUAUAAUUGAUAGGAUUAUGGAUAAUGAUUGGGACUCAACGUUUUUCUUUUCGACAGAUCUUUAG
This is a messenger RNA of Morchella sextelata, 189 nucleotides long. RefSeq lists its product as uncharacterized. The coding region runs from base 1 to 189 and encodes 62 amino acids. The transcript has a single exon. Lineage: Eukaryota; Fungi; Ascomycota; Pezizomycetes; Pezizales; Morchellaceae. The record is from RefSeq and is a predicted model, not a curated record.